CAGAUCUGCUCCCUCACUGCAGAAUAAUAAUUGCAGCCGUUUAUUCCAGAAAGUGGUAAAUUAAAAUAAAUUUGGUGUGUGGAAUGUCCUGCUGCAUUCCCGGUUGCAGCAACCGGCACGUCCAAUGGACAACCCCGCUUCCACGGGAUGAAUUGCUGCUUUCCCGGUGGAAUGCGGCUAUCCGUGCCGGUACCGGACGGUCGCUCGUCGAAGCCCAGAUCUGCAAUGCGCAUUUCGCCGGCAUCGAUGUAUCUCAGCAGCAGCAUCAACAGCAAGAGCAGCACCCAAAUCAGACCGAAUACCAGGAACCGACGCUGUUUUGCAGAAACAAUGCCCAACUGCAGGUGGCGUGGUGCCGGCUCUGUCUCCGUCACGACUCCGUGGACAGCAUGUUCGAAGUCAACGAACGGCCACCCAACGUGGGUCAGCCGCUCUCCUGGAUGGCCAACAAACACUUCGGCGUAUGGUUGCACUCCGAGCAGCCUUCAGAGCGACAAUACUUUUGCGAAAAGUGCAAAGUUCGGCUGGAAGCGACCCACGGCUUCUGGCAGGAAAUACAGGAAGCGGCGGAGCAGUACCAAAAACUUCGGCAGAAGAUGUCCGUCGAGAAGUUGACAUUCCAGAAGCUUGAACCAAACGAUCGGGUAGCGGUCCAGGAGCUUGAUCGUUCCAAACUAGAGGAUCCUGUCGUUGAGGAAGAAUCGCAUCUCAUCACUCCACAAGUACAUGAAUUUCCAUCGAUAACUGACGACGAACUGGAGUUAGAAGUUCCACCUGCGAAGAAACGAAUACUCUCCAAUAAUAGUCAGUCCGCAGUCAAGAUGUUCGCCGUUGUUGAGUUCAUCGGAACUCCGAUACUCAAAGUGGUGGCCGUCCCAACGGCAUGGCUCAAAGACGACCUGCUGAUGUGGCCCAAACUGGUGAACGGCGAAAUGAUCGACAAAAUGCGCCAGGAUGGGUUUCAACUGGAUGACACCGUAGAAUCGGAGGACGUCUCGGUAAUUGUCCUUCAGAAGUUUGAACAAUUCCAAUCGGCAGAAGCGGCUGCUCAGGCCGUUUCGAAGCGUAGAAAUCCUGAACCCACCACAGGGCCCUCCAUCAACGCGGUGCCAGUGGUUCCUAAAGAAACUCUUACCUACAAGGCAUUUCGAAACGAAAUCCACGGUCUCAAGCGCGAUCUGAACACGCUAGUUCAGACGGCCGUGGAAGCUGCAGCUGAACGGAGCUUCCGAACGAACUUGAAUCGCUUUUCGUCCGUCUUUGGCGUACAGAGUAGUACCCCCAGCAAUUCAGCACAACCGGAUCAACCUCGCUCGGCGGAACCGGAAACCGGAACGGCGGAGAAACACAAGAAGAUCAGCAACGAACACGAACUGGACGAGUGGAACACUCAGCUGGCCGAUGCAUCGCUCUGUCAGAAAUAUUUGGAAUACUUUGCAAAAAUAAUCUUUCCCAAUUCGUGUCUGGGCAAGGGCGAUAAUGCCUUGUACACGAUCGUUGACUAUCUGUUCACGCGGGACUUUUGGAACCACUUCACGUGGACCGGGAUCAGCCGGGGUCAGAAAUCGGACCGUGGAUUCCGAGAGUUUGGCAACGUGACCCACCUGCUGUUGAACAUCGUUCGACUCGGCGAUUACACGUACGAUGCGCGCAAGUUGGAAGCUUUCUGUCGCACCCGGUUGUUCCGGUACUGUAAGGCUCGGUCCGCCCGGCAACAGAUCCGGCGGUCGUCUUGUCGGCCUCGCAGGAAGAGGCUACCAGGUGAGCCUAGACGCACGGCCAGUAGCAGUAGAGCGCAAAUGGACAAUUCCGUCACCGACGAUGCCGAGCAGAGUAUGAUUUGCAAAGUGGAAGUCGAUUCGGAUGAAGCGUGGCGACAGUCGGAGGACACCAAUCCCGAUCAGAACUCGGAUAGCAUGAUGUGAAUCGGUUGGAGUCCAGGUGAGUAGGUACCAAGCUAUUCUAGGAAACAUUGACGAAGAAUAUAAGCUAAUGUGGGCAAGUA
Molecule: messenger RNA, 2005 nt
Organism: Ochlerotatus camptorhynchus
Lineage: Eukaryota; Metazoa; Arthropoda; Insecta; Diptera; Culicidae
Exons: 4
Coding region: 84-1925 (613 amino acids)
Cellular component (GO): nucleus
Molecular function (GO): zinc ion binding
Source: RefSeq, a predicted model, not a curated record